AUCGCGAAUCUGUCAUCUUCAUCUGACGUGUGCCUCUACUGUAAUCGGAGUUUUAUUUUCAAAUUUACCAAAAUCGCCUUGAUUUUUUAAAAAAUUCAAAUUGAUCUCAAUUUUUGAGCUGUAAAAAUGAAAAUAACGGUAAAUUGGCUACUUUCGGUGCUUUUUGCGACACUUUUGCCGGGCAUUCUCUGUUUGCAGAAGGAGAUGACCAUAAUCAUUGCUCCCGGGGGGAAGGAUUGCUUCCACGAAAAUGGCCUCACUGGUCAGAUGGUGGAUUUGGAGUAUCAGGUUAUUGACGGGUCGCACGGUGAUUUGGACAUCAGCUUCGAUUUGACGGACUCGUCCGGGCGGUUGAUAUUUGCCGAUUACAAAAAGUCCGACAACAUCCACCGGUACAAGCUGCCCCAGGACACGGAACUGACGUUCUGCUUCAACAACGAGUUCAGCCGGAUGAACAGCAAGACGGUCUUUUUCGAAAUUAUUAUCGAACGUGAAGACGAGGACGCCGGAUGGAGCAAUUUCGAUAUUCUUGAAGGGCUUAGCCCAGAGGAAUUUUACGACAUGAAGGUGCAGGACAUUGAGGAUAUUAUAAAGCGCGUUCGCAACAAUCUGACCAAGGCGCGCCAGUUCCAGGACAUGCUGCGGUCGCACGAGGCCCGCGAUCGAAACAUGGCCGAGGAAAACUACUUCAAGGUGAACGCGUGGUCCUUUUUUCAGAUCAUCAUAAUGCUCGGCGUAGGCUUCUGCCAGGUCGUGAUGGUGAAAAGUCUCUUCGACACGGAAUCAAAAGCGCACAAACUGUGGAGCAAAAUGUAAGUUGGUCUUUACUUCCCGGCCGAAUCUCACCGAGUUUUUUGCUCCUCCUCUUGUUCCGAAAAACAAUCGGUUUUUAUUCUGCUCUCUGUCUCAGUCAUAUUUAACUUUUCCUGCUAGAAAAAAAAAACAAACACGUUUCCCAGUAAAUUUAAAAUGUGCCAUUGAAUAACACAAAAAAACGGUACGUUAAACGAACUCAUAGCGCAAAGGAUCUUGUCCAAAUACCAAAGUUUUUAGCAGGUGCGAGUGUGUCAAUCGAUAAAUAUACACAGCGUCGGUUUUUA
Messenger RNA from Culex quinquefasciatus (southern house mosquito), 1100 nucleotides. It is a transcript of the gene opm, whose product is annotated as transmembrane emp24 domain-containing protein 1. Gene Ontology annotation, cellular component: endoplasmic reticulum-Golgi intermediate compartment; Golgi apparatus; COPII-coated ER to Golgi transport vesicle. NCBI's taxonomy places the organism in Eukaryota, Metazoa, Arthropoda, Insecta, Diptera, Culicidae. The record is from RefSeq and is a predicted model, not a curated record. The transcript is spliced from 3 exons. Gene Ontology annotation, biological process: Golgi organization; intracellular protein transport; endoplasmic reticulum to Golgi vesicle-mediated transport. The coding region runs from base 127 to 816 and encodes 229 amino acids.